AUGAAAGAAGAGGUCGCAAACCCAGAGGAAGUGGCUGCUAUCGAGGCUGUUACUGACGAGGAAUUGGAAAAGCUGUCUCGCGAAGCCAUCACCUUUUGGAGUAAGGCAACAUUUAGAAUCGCCCUUAUUUUGUUCGUUCAAGGAUGUAAUCAAGCUGGUUAUGGUGUCGAUUGGGGUGUCAUUGGAGGCGUCAACUCCAUCAAGCAGUUCCACGACUUCUUCGGCUUUGAGAACUCUGGCAGUACCAUUGGUAUCAUCAAUGCUCUUAUGACGGUCGGCAACAUUGCUGGCGCACCUUUCCUUUCCCUUGGUGAUGUUAUCGGUAGAAGAGGUAUCAACGUUCUCGGCAAUGCUAUCGUCAUCAUGGCAUCACUGAUUCAAGCUUUCGCUCCAAACCUUGCAACAUUAAUGGCUGGCCGUUUCUUCAUGGGUUUCGGAUCUGCUAUGAUGAGCAACCCUCAAUAUAUGGCAGAAGUUUCACCAACACACUGGCGUGGUAGAAUUGUUGGUAUCUUCGGCGCUUGCUUCCAAGUCGGCUCCAUCUUGAUGACAUGUGUUUUGUUGGGUACCAACACUCUUCAAAGUGACUGGGCAUGGAGACUUCCAUUCCUCCUCCAAAUGAUUUUCCCACUUGUUGUCGUCGUUGGAUCAUAUCUCAUCACCCCUGAAUCCCCAAGAUAUCUGAUUUUGAAGGGAAGAACCGAUGAGGCUCGUGCUAUCGUUGCAAAGUACCAUACUUCAUCUGGCGAUGUAAACGAACCUAUUGUCGAAGUUGUUAUUCAACAAAUGAUCCGCUCCGUCAAGAACGAACAUGUUGGUGUCAAGACUCUUUGGGACUUCCGACCCUUCUUCCGUCCCAACGGUGGCCGCUAUAGAUUGCUCCUUCUCACCCUUUACUCUAUCUUCCAACAGUGGAACGGUGGUGGUAUUGUCAGUUAUUACCUAUCUCCCAUUUUGGACACCCUUGGCAUUACGUCUUCCGAACAGCAGCUUGAGAUCAACUUGGGAAUGGUUUUGGUGUACUUCGUAUUCACCAUGGUUGGCUCAUUCGUUGUUGAUUUGGUUAGAAGACGUACGCUCAUCUUUGCCGGUCUUAUCUCUUUCAUCAUUUUGCAAACCUGCUCUGCCAUUACUUCUUGGAAAUACGCUGAGACAGGAUCUUAUUCUCUCGCUUGCUUGGGUAUCUUCUGGAUCUUUGCUUUCCAAACAUGCUCGAGUACUCUUAUUGCUACCAUGCACAACUUGUAUCCUGUUGAACUUAUUUCCUUGCCACUCAGAGCAAGAGGUAUGGGUCUCUACGGUCUCAUCCAAGGUAUCGCUGGUGUUAUUCAAACAUACGGUAUCUCAAUCGGUAUCAAUUCUUUAAAAUACAAGAUUUAUGUUGUGUUUAUUGUGUACAAUUGCAUUCAGCUUGCUUUGUCAUACUUCCUCUUCCCCGAGACCGGUGGUCUCUCUCUUGAGGAGAUUGAUGUCAUCUUUGAAACACCUGGUGUGAGUCCUAUGAAGAUGGGUCAACAGAUCGAGAAGGCCAAGAAAGAGCGCAAGGCUGGCAUUCACGAGUAA
This is a messenger RNA of Umbelopsis ramanniana AG, 1563 nucleotides long. RefSeq lists its product as uncharacterized. NCBI's taxonomy places the organism in Eukaryota, Fungi, Mucoromycota, Umbelopsidomycetes, Umbelopsidales, Umbelopsidaceae. The record is from RefSeq and is a predicted model, not a curated record. Gene Ontology annotation, molecular function: carbohydrate:proton symporter activity. Gene Ontology annotation, cellular component: membrane. Gene Ontology annotation, biological process: carbohydrate transport; transmembrane transport. The transcript has a single exon. Bases 1 to 1563 code for a protein of 520 amino acids.